AUGGUUCGUGCUGAUAUCGGUGUUGGAAGGUACAAUGUCUUGUUUAAUGCAACUGAUCCAACACUUGUUCAUCAUUAUCUGCUCGAUGAAUAUGAUCGAUCAGUGCAAUUCAAUGAUUCAAACUUACCGAGUGGUCUAUUUUCGAAUAUGCUUCUUGAUACGUAUAUGUGUAUGUCAAAUAUUGCUGGCGGUUGGGCAAUUGAUGGAGAUUUGGUAAGAACUGACACAGCAUUUUUUUCCAUUUUCAUGAAAGAUCCUUCCGAAGCUGAUUAUCCAAUCGAUGGCAAUUUCUCCAUUAAAUAUUACGUUAUUCAACUGCAUUACAACAAUCCAGGACGAUGCAAGAAUUGUAAAGACAGUUCAGGUGUUCGAUUUUAUGUAACUGAUCAGCUCGGACAAUAUGAUAUUGGCUAUCUCACGCUAGGAACUGAUGCAAGUUCACUUAGUCUAACGAUCCUAGCACGAACGAAUAAUUCUAUUGUCGAUUCAUAUUGUCCAACCGUUGCUAUGGCAGUAAGUAAUUAA
Messenger RNA from Adineta ricciae, 525 nucleotides. NCBI's taxonomy places the organism in Eukaryota, Metazoa, Rotifera, Eurotatoria, Adinetida, Adinetidae. The record is from the annotation of a GenBank genome assembly.